UGUUUGUUUACAAUUGAGAGAAAUUUUAAUUCAACUGAUUAAAUGUUUUCCUCUUAUUUUUUUGAUUGAGUUAAUUUUUGGUUAUUAAUUUAAUGAGUUAAUUUAUGUCUUUUAAGUGGUUGUCCAUCACAUCCUUUAGGAUCUCAUUGAUUUACUUUCUUUGGUUUACCAAUUAUGUUUUCUCAAUUCAUGUUCCUUGUGAAAAUCUAGAUCUUGAUUUCUUAGAAUGUGAAGCUCCAUUGGAUCUGAAAGGGAACAAAACAGCUUAUGAAGAAUUAAAAUAUGGAUGCUUGAAAUUUGGUGGACAAAGUUACGAAGAGGUUAACCGAACCAAAGUAAAUUGUACAGUUUUACCUGGAAUAGGUUGUUAUGGUAAUAGAACCUUCAUGAAAGAUGGAUUUCCGUGCAUAAAGUACACUGGACACUAUUUUGUUACUACAUUGCUUUACUCUAUUCUAUUGGGAUUCCUAGGAAUGGAUCGUUUUUGUUUAGGUCAUACGGGAACCGCUGUUGGUAAACUACUUACAUUGGGAGGAGCUGGUAUCUGGUGGAUUAUUGAUGUAAUUUUACUCUGUACAGGACAUUUAAUGCCAGAAGAUAGUAGCAAUUGGAUGCCUUAUGCUUAAUUUAUGUAAAAAGAAAAAGUUCUUGUACAAAAAUCUGACCCUUUCCAAUGUCAUAACCUUACGCUGUUUAGCCUUCACUCAAUUGUCUAAUAUUUCUAAUUUUCCUUCCCUUUAACUGACCACAAGAAGAUCCAAAAAUUUGUUGCUCUGGAAAAUAGUCACUCCACUGAUAAUCUAAUUCCAUUCUCAUCUAAUCAACACGACAAUUUGUAUAAUAAUUUGACUGGACACAUAUUUUGAUUCCUUUACCACCAACAUCAUUCAUCAUUCAUAAUCAUCAUUGUUACAACCAGAAAAUGAGAAAUUAAAAACAUUAAUUACAAAUCUAAA
Messenger RNA from Panonychus citri (citrus red mite), 956 nucleotides. It is a transcript of the gene amrt, whose product is annotated as TM2 domain-containing protein CG11103-like. The transcript is spliced from 3 exons. NCBI's taxonomy places the organism in Eukaryota, Metazoa, Arthropoda, Arachnida, Trombidiformes, Tetranychidae. The record is from RefSeq and is a predicted model, not a curated record. Bases 105 to 626 code for a protein of 173 amino acids.